Messenger RNA from Chelmon rostratus (copperband butterflyfish), 3524 nucleotides. It is a transcript of the gene satb2, whose product is annotated as SATB homeobox 2. The transcript is spliced from 14 exons. The record is from RefSeq and is a predicted model, not a curated record. Lineage: Eukaryota; Metazoa; Chordata; Actinopteri; Chaetodontiformes; Chaetodontidae. The coding region runs from base 789 to 3485 and encodes 898 amino acids. Gene Ontology annotation, biological process: regulation of transcription by RNA polymerase II; chromatin remodeling. Gene Ontology annotation, molecular function: DNA-binding transcription factor activity, RNA polymerase II-specific; RNA polymerase II cis-regulatory region sequence-specific DNA binding.
GCAAAGAUUGAAAGUGACACACUUUGAUUAGGACCCGGUCCUUUGCACCGACAAAUCCCGCUAUCAGCGCCACUGAGACACCGCUGGUCGCUCUUCGGUCGGGUUCGUGUCUUGUGCUGUCUUCCGGGUUGUCCGCUUUCCACAGACGAGCGUUUUCCCGGCCGUGUCGCGUUAUUUUUGCGCUUUUGUCUCUCUUCCGAGGAUGAAGCCAUGAGUUCAGAGGAGGGCAGCCUCACACACCACUGAGAAGCGCUUUGGGCUCAGAGCUCAGCAAACGCGCAAAGGAAGGACGAAAUAAAGUGCAGACUACAUCUGAAGUAGCCUGUAAAGUUAGUUUGUGCGCUCCGGUCCCACAGAAGGGUCCACGGUUCCAGGACGGAGCACCACUGGUGUUCACAAAGUCUCUCUCUCUCUCUCCCUCUCUCUCCCUCUCUCUCCCUCUAUCUCUCUCCGCCACCACUUCCUCACAGACGAGCAUCCUCCGUCCACCUCCUGCGUGCGUCCACCUCUCCACUCGCUCCGCCGCUUUGCGCGCUGUCGUCGCUCCCCACACCGCCACCAGUAACUAACUUUUUUCCUUGUGGCUCCCCGGUGCGGCUCCGACGGGUCCAGAUUCAGCACAGUCCCAGCGUGAUCCUCCGUGUAUCCGGGAGCCGAACCAAAGCCCAGCCCUGGAUUCAAUACUCCUGAUCAAUGGACAGAGCCUCCUCAGCGGCCAGCAGCGCUUCAGACACGCCGUAAACAACUCGUUCUCUCUGGCUGGAGCUCCUCUGGGGGUCUGGAGGAGGAUGGAGAGAGGAGGGGAGAGUCCCAUCACCCAGGACAGCCCUGAGCGGAGGGGAGGCAGCCCGGACCUCAGCGGCCUCCCACCGCCAGGGAAGAAGGGCCGAUUGGAGCUCAAUGGGAGCCCCACUGGGCCACGCAUGCGCCACAACGGAGCCCCACCAAGACCCCAAGGAGGUCUGAUGAUUCCAGUGUUCUGUGUGGUGGAGCAGUCAGAUGGAGGCAUUCAGACGGACGGAUGUGAGGGAAGAGAGGAGCAUGCAGAGUUUGUCUUGGUCAGGAAGGAUAUUCUCUUCUCUCAGCUGGUGGAGACGGCUCUGCUGGCCCUCGGCUACUCCCACAGCUCGGCCGCACAGGCCCACGGCAUCAUCAAGGUAGGAAGGUGGAACCCCCUGCCUAUACACUUCCUGACUGAUGCACCUGAAGCUACAGUUGCUGACAUGUUGUUGGAGGUCUACCACAUGGUCACACUACGCAUCCAGCUACAAAGUUUUUCAAAGCUGGAGGACCUGCCCUGUGAACAGUGGAACCACGCUACCGUCAGAAACGCUCUGAAAGAGCUGCUGAAGGAGAUGAACCAAAGCACUCUGGCCAAAGAGUGUCCUCUGUCACAGAGUAUGAUUUCCUCCAUAGUGAAUAGUUCCUACUAUGCCAAUGUCUCCACUGCCAAAUGCCAGGAGUUUGGUCGUUGGUACAAGAAGUAUAAGAAAAUCAAAGUAGAUUACCUGGAGAAGAUGUGGUCUGGACGAGAUGCUACUGACAUCAAAAUAGAGAGAGACAACAUGGCAGACUUCUGUGUGCUGGGCCAGAGACCUCCUCCUCACUUGGCCGGCCUGGCUCAACUCAGUCACCUGGGAGCCGGCAGCCCCCUCCUCAAGGCGGGAUCUGGCGAUCCGCAGGCGCCCUCCCAGCCGCCUCAGCAGCCUCCUCCGCCCCAACAACAGCCCUCCCCCCACGGUCCCCUCCACCACAGCCCUCCUCUCCGUACCAGCCAGGUGCCUCCUCCGCCCCCGCCCCCGCCUGGUGCCCUGCAGCCCCUGCUGGGACCAGGUGGGCUGCUCUCUCCCCAACUCUCCCCACAGCUGGUACGUCAACAGCUCGCCAUGGCCCACCUCAUCAACCAGCAGCUAGCCGUUAGUCGCCUGCUGGCCCAUCCACACCCCCAGGCCCUCAACCAGCAGUUCCUCAACCACCCGCCCAUCCCACGAGGAUCAUCCAAAUCUGGCGACCACCCUGGGGCCAACCCCUCGGCCGCUGAGGUCUCCUCUGAAAUCUACCAACAGGUCAGAGACGAGCUCAAGAGAGCCAGCGUCUCCCAGGCUGUGUUCGCCCGCGUGGCGUUCAACCGCACACAGGGCUUGCUGUCAGAGAUCUUGCGGAAGGAGGAGGACCCUCGCACGGCCUCGCAGUCUCUGCUGGUCAAUCUGAAAGCAAUGCAGAACUUCCUCAACCUGCCCGAGAGCGAGAGAGACCGAAUCUACCAAGAGGAGAGAGAGCGCACCAUGAACCCCUCAGUUGGCCUUCCCGCCUCCAACUCCUCCAACCCUCCUCCACGCCUCUCACAGAAAGUGUGGGAGAGGAGUUUGGAUGACCAGAUAACCCCUGACACCUGGGCCUCCAUCUGGAAGAACAAGACGAAGAUCUCCAACUCACCAAAGCCGUGUGGGCCGUCGCCUGACCUCCCACUGAAGCUGGAGUCGCUGGUUAACAUUACGUCGGGCAUCUAUGACGAAAUUCAGCAGGAGAUGAAGCGAGCCAAGGUGUCUCAGGCUUUGUUCGCAAAGGUGGCCGCCAACAAGAGCCAGGGUUGGCUGUGUGAACUGCUUCGGUGGAAGGAGAAUCCCAGUCCAGAGAACCGCACUCUCUGGGAGAACCUGUGCACCAUUCGGAGGUUUCUGACCCUGCCGCAGGCCGACAGAGACCUGGCAUACGAGGAGGAGUCCAGGCACCAUCACACCGAGAGGCUGCACACUGUCCUCCACCUGCCACAAGACACACAGCUCUUUUGUCUUUCUCGUCAGGCACUUCACAGGCCACCCCCGGCUCCGAUGAAGGAGCACCGCCUGUCCCCGAUGCGAGAAGAAUUGCUAUCUGCUCCGGUGAAUGAGGAGGGGUCACAGAACGUGGGAGCAGGAGCUGCAGGCGGAUGCCCACCUGGCACUGUUGGCAACGCUGGGAGCAACAAGAAGCCACGAUCACGCACUAAGAUUUCCAUGGAGGCCUUGGGAAUCCUGCAGAGCUUCAUCCAGGAUGUUGGACUGUACCCAGACCAGGAGGCCAUUCACACUUUGUCAGCACAGCUUGACCUGCCCAAACACACCAUCAUCAAGUUCUUCCAGAACCAGCGCUACCACGUCAAGCACCAUGGGCGCCUCAAGGAGCUGGGUGAGGGGGCUGCUGCCAGUGGAGGUGUGGACGUCAGUGAAUACAGAGAAGAGGAGCUGCUUUCGGGUUCAGAGGACCCAGAGUCUAGUGAAGAUGGAGCUGAGGAGAUCUUUCAGUCCACAGAGGGGAGUGGUGGGAGCACAGGGGGGCUGAACCAGCCUCCAGCCUCCUCCAGCUCCAACUCCAGCCAGUCGUCCUCAGGGACCAAUGUUGCUCAGGAGGAAGGCAAGGACAAGGGGCAUGGACGGCCUGGUGGCCCUCUGGCCUCUGGGAGCUCUUCAUCCAGUCCUAGAGAGCAGGCUGACUACCAGAGGUAGAGACUGACACACAGAGAGGAGACGACAGAGAAAAAGAGA